CUUUAAUGUUUUCAUAACUCAACGGAGUUCGUCUUUAAAUUCGGCAUACCUUACACACACAAACGAUUAUGCGUUCUAAUAUAAUGUAAACUUCAUUUGCUCUUUCACUCAUGUAUACCAUGUUUCUGCAUCACGAUAAGCCACUGAUGGCGGUAGUUAAACAUAUUAAUCUGUCUGUAACAGACGCCGAAACUUUCUUAAGAUCAUAACACACCUUAACUGUGUAAACCGUACUUAUAUAUGAAGCACGUGUGUACCGAUACUAUGAUUAUUAUUAAUGACCAGAUUCUUUUAACGGAGUUUGGUGGCAGCGUCUGCCGGAAGUGGCUCCGGCUAACUGAGCUAGCUUUACCCGGGAUCCUUUGAAUUUGCUAGCGUCAUAAGCAAAAGGGUUGGGCACAGAGUACAGUGAAAAGGAGGCAUUUCGGAGUAGAAGUAUGAGUGUUUUAUAUUUGUUUUAUUUGAUAAAGAUUCAGGAAGUUUGAGGAAGUGCCUGGUUCAGAUUUCCGUUUACACCCUAGCAGCGCUGCUAAGUUGAACUUUAACAUCAGUGAGAAAACUUUUGCGAUAUUUCUCAGAGCUCGGCUAAAGGCAAGCUAGCAAACAAACGCAGUCUAAAGAAAGCCCUUUACUGUCCUGUUUAAAGCGAAAACCGGCAAAGCUACCACUGACAACCUGACACAUACUCUGCAAGGUGGUUAGCUUUCUAACGUCUCAAACAGCUGCUUUUGCACAGCAUGGAGUACAGCGGUCCGUUUGGCCACUCUCUGUCACCAGAGUCCACGGUGACCUCCCUACUGUCCAGUUCAGGUUACCUGAGGAGCAGCCUGCUGCCUCCUCAACACGACACCAGCUUCAGAUACAAAGACAGGGAGUAUGACUCGGCUUCGGCGGCUCUGGAUGCUUACAUCAAAGACUUUGAGAAGAGUCGUCAGAACCGCGACUCAUCGUUGACUGGAAAACUGGUUCUGCCGCAGAGCCUACCCUCCACUCCGUGCAGGCACAGAGUCGGCACGCUCAGAAACAAAGAUGUUCUUAGGGAGCGUUUGACCGAGAGAGAGCUAGACUUCCUGAACCUCCCCGUGAGCCCCCUCCAUCACCGCGUUAACUGGGACAGACACUCCAUGACAACAAAUGAACUGCUGUCCGUCCCUUUCGACGGCUCGAUGCCCGUCACCCACACCACCGCCUUCAUCCAAGACCUCCUGUCCUGGCCUGCAACCUCCCAGCCCUGCCCCUCAUCUACCUGUAGACUCCUCCACCAUCACUCUCUUCCACCCACGACGUCCAGGAGCUCCAGGUGCAGAGACAGGCCGAGGGCCGCCACGUUUAAACCAGGUGCUCACAUCAGCAGUUUUAAGAGAUCAGAGCAGGCCCCGGCAUCCUCGUCGCUCCACCUCCCUCACUGGUUCACCAGUAACAAGGCUGACUUGGACUGUUCGGGAAUCACCAGUGUGCCCGACCUGAAGUACCCAGCCUGGCUCCAGGGGUGUGACCUCAGUGAGCCGCCUGCACAGUCAGAUCUGUGGGACGACCACGACGUUCUUCCACCUGGAGCUCCCAGAACCAGAGCUCCAUCCUGGGUAGCAGACCUGGAGAAAGAUGAAGAUCCUGACCAGACACCUGCAGAGGUUGGCAGCCAGCAGGCGCUCAGAGACCUCAGGCUUCAGUUUGCUGAACAGAUUUCUUUGCUCACUACAGAGAGGAAGAGCUCAGAUGUUGUGAUGAACAUGUACCAAGACAACAGGAUCGAGUCUCUGAUCCAGAAGGCGGACCAGGUGUUAAACUCUCUGUCUCGGAGUUCUGGACAAGCAGAGAGUCCUGCAGAUCCAGUGAGUCCUGUGAAAACUGAGGAGCUGCUGCACCAUUCUCCCUCACACUGUCCUCUAGACUCAGCAGCAGGAGGCUGCACAGAGGAGCUGACUGACAGGGGAGCAGAGGAUUUGAGUCAUGAAAACAGCAUCUGGAAGCAGCCUGGUCCGGUGGAGGCUCUGAAACAGAUGCUGUUCAGACUGCAGGCUGUGGAGGCGGAGCUUCAGCGACAACAACAGCCACCAGCAGCUCUGACUCUCUCAGAGUGGCUGCUGACAUCAGCAACACAGUGGUCUGUUGGUAACGCAGAGCUGCAGGAGCUGCAAGAGCUUCAGAGUUUUCCUGGUAGACCAUCACUAGAGAGAGCUCUGCAUCAUCUGAACCGCCUGAAGAUGCUGGUGGAAGAACCCAGACAGAAACACAGAGCGACAGAGGAAGAGAAGGACGACGACGAGGGGCGCUACUCGUCCUCAUCUGUCGACAGACUGGUCUGUUCUCAGCAGGAACCCUCCAGAAACUGAACAUUCAAAGGAAGCUCGCUGUGCCAAAAGCCUCAAUAGUAUCUGCACUGUGUUUGUGUAUUUUUUAUAAGAAAGUGCUUUUUUUUUUUUUUUUUAAACACUAAUACAACUCAGUUUAAACUAUACCCUAAACCUUUAGAGUCAGGAAGUUUCCUGGACUGUUCUCUUUCUCAGACUCUGAGGAAGAGUCAGAACACAGCGAUAAUUUAAAAGAAGAGAAGAAAACGUGAAGGACAGACAGACUCCGAGACGAGAAAAAUAUGCCACAUCUUUUAUAUUUUGAAUGUGUCUCAGUGGUUUGUGGAUGCAACAGUAUGGAUGGAUGGACUUGAUGCUUGUUGGUGCACAGACCGUUUUGUAUUGAUGGGUUUCAUUCUGUUUGUAGACAGACUGUUGGUGCCAUAAAGAUUUACACACACUCAUUCCUGUUGAAAAUGAAGUGGUUACCGGGCAGUGUUAAGCCAGAGGGAAGAAAGAUCAUCAGUGCUGUUGUCAGUGAUAGCUUUUCAGUUCCUUGCAGGUAAAACUACAAUAAAUUGCCUUUGCUGUAGAAAAUAUGUACAUGUGGAAGCACAACGUGUACUACUGUGACAAUCCAGUCCGAUUUUCUGAAUUUCUCAAGACUCAAGACUCGUGGAUUGAAAAUUGAAGUAUUGAGCCAUGGGUUGGGGGGACCAGGGUGUUCAGAUGUCUAUCUUUAUCUGGGACUGCACAACAUUUUUUAUCAGGGAACGUUAAAAGUCACCAAAAUUAACAACCUUUGCUGAUUUUGUCGAAUAUCAUAGAAACUAACAAAAAAAGAAGCAGAAAGAUUUGAAGAAAUGGUUUUUGUCUCUUUUGCUUGAGUUGGGUUUUUUUUUGCAGAGGAGGGGAAAAGUUUGUGACACGGUAAAUGUGUGUCGUAACUGAAUAAAAAUUACAAUUGUCAGAUAUGGCUUUUUUAAAAAAAAAGGAUGCCAAUUUGUAGAUCCACCCAAAUGGAAACCCAAAAACUGUUAGCAGACAGAUCUCUCUAUAUAUAUACACGCUAAAUGAUACUCUGAUAAAAUUCAAUUGAUUGUAUUUGUAAGUCAGAUAAAGACCAUUUCACUCAGAGUUGUUCUUCAUACAUCUUCAGGUUCAGGUUACCAUAAGUAGAUUUGUUUUGCAGCUGUGAGUCAUCCGUCCUCACAUGCACACUCAAUACAGCCAUAACAGACAAAAAAUGUACAUAAUACAAAAAAAAAAAAAAAAUCUGGUCAUUUGAAUCUGACAGUAAAACCAGGGGAUGAUCAUUUAGAAAAUUAUCAUUUUUCAACUAAAGGAUGAAACCAUCAGGAAAGACGCAAAGGUCAGAGCAGGAGUAAGGCAAUUUUCCCAUGGACUAACAAUCAGACUUUAUUUAUUGAUCAGAGGAGUUUCCUCCUGCUGGGUCAAGAAAGAAUGCAGGUUCAUAGUACUGCAUCAGUUUCACUUUUCAAACAUCAAAGACAUGAAACCAGAUGGUGUUUCCUCCACCUCCAUCCUCAGGAUGACAGGACUCAUACUGGCACAGAGGAACUUUAACCCUCUGAUGCAGGAAGUAUUUUUAUUCACCUUGGGGUGAAGA
Molecule: messenger RNA, 3921 nt
Organism: Neolamprologus brichardi
Lineage: Eukaryota; Metazoa; Chordata; Actinopteri; Cichliformes; Cichlidae
Gene: c7h18orf54
Product: chromosome 7 C18orf54 homolog
Source: RefSeq, a predicted model, not a curated record